Messenger RNA from Kickxella alabastrina, 2129 nucleotides. RefSeq lists its product as uncharacterized. Lineage: Eukaryota; Fungi; Kickxellomycota; Kickxellomycetes; Kickxellales; Kickxellaceae. The record is from RefSeq and is a predicted model, not a curated record. Bases 280 to 2016 code for a protein of 578 amino acids. The transcript has a single exon.
UUUUGCAUGCCACUUCCCCUAUUAGUUUGCCUCCCUUAAUUUUUGACUUCCCUUCUUACUGGUCUUAUUUCCUGUUUCCUUUUAACCUGCACUAUUAUUAAGAGCUCUCCUUGGGAUAUUUUUUAUUUUUUAUUUUUAUUUAUAUAGUGAUACACCAAUAACCAAGUUUUUUCUUCUAAUUUUCUUUUCAUUCACCUUUCAUCCAUAUUCUUCCUCUCACCCUCUCUAAUACUUUCAACAGGGCGUACCGCUCGUAGCCAAUAAACUAAAACUCACAACAUGGCCCAGGAUGAUAACGGAAGAUGGGUUCUCGGCUCGCGGCCAUACAAAAUUCGGGUAGGCGUUGUCCUGACUAUUUUCGUUAUCUAUAUCAUCUAUGUUAUAGUCACAUUCACAAUGUUCAUUAUCAAGGCGCGGGAUAAGCACAGUGGUCUGUUGCAGCGUAACGUCAGAUUGGUAACUCUGCAGGUUGUAGGAUGCUUUUUAAUGGGUAUCAGUGGCAUGAUCAGUACCUCUCUCCAGCAAUGGCCGUGCUUCCUCAAGCUGUGGCUAGUUAACUCUGGUUACGUGCUCCUGUACUCCUCCGUCGCGGCGCGCGCCUGCCAGCAUAUUGUUGUCUCCAACCUGCACACCAUGACUAACAAGCUUGCUGGAAACAACAACCCGAUGUUCAAGGAGUCGCCAAAGUGCAACAUGAAGUUCCUGCGCCAGACCACACGCGCCAACCGCAGCGCCAGCCAGACAAGCAUUAUGAGCAACACUGAUUUUGACCCGAGCGACGGCAUCCGCGCUCUUGACGAGAAAAAAGAUGGCCCUGAUCACAGCAAGCAUAUCCUUCAGGCCUCUAUGCACCUGGGCGACGGAGCCGAUUCGAGAACUUACAAGCGGCUGAAAAAGUACUCCAAUAUGCAGCGUUUUGUGACAGACAAGUCUCUCUUUCUCUUUGUCAUUGGUCAUCUCGUUGUUGCCCUCAUCAUGUCGCUUGUCAUCAACAUUGUCAACAAGCAGUUUAGUAUCUCGCCGACUAGCAAUACGUGCACAAUGAUGUGGGGUUUUAUUCCCAUCGUAGUCAUUGUUGGCUUGUACAGUAUUCUGAUUCUGCCGUUUCUCUUCGUUAAGUGCUGGCCCCUCAAGGACGCGUACGGUAUCAGAAACGACAUUCUUGUUUCCAGCCUCGUCGGUAUCUUUACGCUCAUUAUGACCAUCGUCUGGGAGACCGUGCUGUUCCAUAUUGCCCUGAAAUGGUCCGGAUGGUUUUUCUCGUGGGUUUGCGGUAUCUUUUGCCACACUGUGUCGGUAACUGUACCCUUGUAUGGCGCUAUUCGCCAUUCGCGCGACGUUAUUCACCGCAUGCACGGCGCCAGUAGCUUGGGCACGUCGAUGGCGGCGGUCAUUUCCGGUGCUGGGGGCUCUAACAUGGGCAAGCGUGCCGAGUUCAACGCCAUCCUGUCUGACCCUUACGAGUACCGCUUCUUCUGCGACUUUGCCGCUUCCUGCUUCUGCUCCGAGAUGUGUGCUUUUAUUGACGAGUAUCAGGCGCUCAAGGGCAUGACUGUUAUUGCCCUGGGCUCUGAGGACAUCUGGCGCGAGGAUGUCGACCAGCUCGAUCCCUCAUACAUGACGCGCAUGGCGACGCACAAUUCAGAUAGCAAUGCCAUGGGCUACCUUGCCAUAGCCAACAACAACAACAUCAACCCUAAUGCAAAGUCGCUGCGCGUGCAGACGCCUCCAACCGUCAGUAUUCUCGACACUGCCAAGGGCAUUUAUCCCCAGUACGAUCUCAAUGACAACACGCCGUUCCCGGUUGCGUCUAUGGACAGGCUGGUCGCUAUAUUCAGCGUGUUUGUCAACUCCAACUCGUACACUGCUGUCAAUCUGCCAUCAUCAAUGGUACUCAGGAUAAGAGAAAAACUCAGCAGGAGUCAGCUCACCCUGACUAUUCUUGACGAGGUCAAGGACGAGGUUCUCAAUAUGCUCUACUUUGAUGUUUAUACCAGAUACACGAAGAAGAGAUAGAUAUGUUAUGCUUCAACUCUGUGGCUACACGGAUUGUUUAUUUUUUGCAUUUUCACAUUACAUUAAAGAAAAUAAUGACUACACGUAUCCUGAAAAUCGACAUCCUUCCCACA